Cyprinus carpio (common carp) is the source of this 1285-nucleotide messenger RNA. RefSeq names its product triosephosphate isomerase A. Gene Ontology annotation, cellular component: cytosol. Gene Ontology annotation, biological process: glyceraldehyde-3-phosphate biosynthetic process; glycerol catabolic process; glycolytic process. Lineage: Eukaryota; Metazoa; Chordata; Actinopteri; Cypriniformes; Cyprinidae. Gene Ontology annotation, molecular function: triose-phosphate isomerase activity. The record is from RefSeq and is a predicted model, not a curated record.
CAACCAAGACUUCUCCGUAGUAGGAUAGGAAUCGUAAUUGUUUAACUAACGGGAGCGAUUAUACUGCAGUCGUUGUGUUUGGUUCGCUCAGUUCGUCGCGCAAAAAUGUCCUCAAGAAAAUUCUUCGUCGGAGGAAACUGGAAAAUGAACGGCGAUAAAGAGAGUUUGGGCGAGCUCAUAAUGACCUUGAACACGGCCAGUCUCAACGAUGAAACAGAGGUGGUGUGUGGAGCACCGUCCAUUUAUCUUGAUUACGUGAGGUCCAAGCUGGACCAGAGGAUCGGUGUGGCCGCCCAGAACUGCUAUAAGGUGCCCAAAGGAGCCUUCACCGGGGAGAUCAGCCCAGCGAUGAUUAAAGACUGCGGCAUUGAGUGGGUGAUUCUGGGCCAUUCUGAGAGGCGUCACGUGUUUGGCGAGAGCGAUGAGCUGAUUGGCCAGAAGGUGGCCCAUUGCCUAGAGAGCGAUAUGGGUGUGAUUGCCUGCAUUGGGGAGAAACUAGAGGAGAGAGAAGCUGGAACCACUGAGGACGUGGUGUUUGAACAGACCAAAGUCAUUGCAGACAAUGUGAGGGACUGGACUCGUGUGGUAUUAGCGUAUGAACCAGUUUGGGCCAUUGGCACUGGCAAAACUGCCACUCCUGAUCAGGCUCAGGAGGUGCAUGAGAAGCUGAGAGGAUGGCUGAGAGAGAAUUUGUCGGAUGCAGUAGCCGACUCUGUGCGCAUCAUCUAUGGAGGCUCCGUUACUGGAGGAAACUGCAAAGAGCUGGCAGCCCAGCCUGAUGUCGAUGGCUUCCUGGUUGGAGGUGCUUCCCUUAAACCAGAGUUUGUUGACAUCAUAAAUGCCCGCUCAUAGAGAUGCCCAGCCAUUUUGACGGUCCAAAACUGCCACACUGCCCAAUCAGUGUAUACCAGCUUCCUGUCAUUCCAGCAGGUCUGAAAGUGCAUUUGUGGUUGUGUUGCUUUUGCUCACCUGCUUGUUAAACAGUCGGGGUAGGUUAUUGGACUGGAAUAUUGAAUAUUAAUAUCAACUCCCUUCCCACUUAAAGUAAUAGAAGAGAGCUUGGGCAUGUUAGUUUGUUAUUGCUGCUGCACUCGAGUAAACUGCUGUGUUGUCUAUGCACUUCCAGAGCACACUACUUGAAAUCUAACAUACUGUAUUCUCCGCAUUGAUUAACUUACAAGACCAGCGUUGAAUGCUUAACUGGGUUUGUAGUGACUUAAUGAGCACUUUAUCCUCUGUAGAAAUGACUACCUCGGUAGAAAAUUAAAAACGUAUUUGUCCGGUC